Kwoniella mangroviensis CBS 8507 is the source of this 1617-nucleotide messenger RNA. RefSeq lists its product as uncharacterized. Gene Ontology annotation, cellular component: ribonuclease H2 complex. Gene Ontology annotation, biological process: RNA catabolic process. The record is from RefSeq and is a predicted model, not a curated record. Lineage: Eukaryota; Fungi; Basidiomycota; Tremellomycetes; Tremellales; Cryptococcaceae. Bases 1 to 1617 code for a protein of 538 amino acids. The transcript is spliced from 2 exons.
AUGUCUUCAUCAACCACAUUCAUCCUCUCCUCUUCUUCUUCCUCUACUCCACUUCCCUCGUCUCCCUCCCUCGCUCUACUCCCAUUUUCACUUGGUCCCAACUCGUCGCCCUAUACUUCUGACCACGCCCAUCUCUCGAAUUACUUCAAACCUCGUCCUAUACCUUCCUCCUCUCAUGGCUCGACAUCUACAAGUACGAUAGCUUCUUUUCGAGGUAGGACAGUCGUAGGUCAACAUAUAGAUAUACCAAAGGGAUGGAAAGGUGUGAUCUUAGGAACGGGAAAGAGACCUGAUAAAGGUGGAUUAUUAGAUAUUGCAAGUUCAAGUGAAAGUCACAGUGACAGCAGCAAUGUGGUUAAAACAAAGGUAGAGGAUGUGAAUAUAGUCACGGAGGAAGAAGGAAUGGAUAUGGAUCUUGGUUUGAGACGUACGACAAGACAGAAUCCACAACGUAGGAGAGGUCCAAGUACGGGUACAGGUCAGGUAGCUCUUUCGAAACCUAAGAUCAGAGGUAGUAAUAAUACUGUGAGGCAAAGUAAGAAAAGGUAUAGAUUAGAUUCUGAUGAUGAUGACGAUGAUGAAAAUGACAAUGACAAAGAGAGUACUAUCAAGGAAGAGAGGUUGAUUAGAACACCAAGUAAAAGAUCUAAAUUAUCUUACACUACACCUCAGAAAGGUCAAUUCCAAGGUCAAGGGGAAGUGGUCGUACCGGAUAUAGUGAUUCAGGAGGCAACACCUUUGAAAUACCCUUUACCUACUCCGAAGAAACGACUGAAUGGAAGAAGAUCAUCACCUAGUCCGGAUCCUCAUGGAAACAGGGGUUUACCGCAGGUUACGGAAAGUAUGGAAUGGGUUGAAGAACAGAUCAUACCGAAGGUUGAAGAGGUCAAGGAGGAUGGAGAUGAGCAAGAGUCACAAUCUCAAUCUCAAUCUCAGUCGCAAUCUCAAUCGAUAAUUUCGAAUGAACUGAAAGAAGAUAUAAAUACCAAUGAGGAUCUGAAGAUCGACGAAAAAGAAGAAGAAGAAGAAGAGAAUCUAAUUCCUUCACCUUCCACUGAAGACGAUCCACCAACUUUCAACACUGAUGUAAAAACUGAUAUCAGGACUGAAACUGAAAAACCAAAUCAAAAGACAAUCGAUAAAUCCAACAUGGACAACUCAUCAAACGAGAAAAUCGAUCAUAAUGGAGGAUACCAAGAAGGAGAGUAUGAUGGACCGAUGAGGAUCCUCAAACCUAUAUCGACAUUCGAUGGAUACAUGCUGUACACUCCUGAUGAUCCCCUGAUCGGAUUCAGGUCAGACGAAUUGGACCAUAUUCAAAGUCAAAGUCAAAGUCAACCUCAAAAUGGAGAUGAGCAAAUUACAAAGAGUGGAAAUGAGAAUGAGACGAACGGGAAGAACAACCCAGAUGUGAAGAUACCUGAUACAGAUGUGAAAGAGAAAGACUCCGAUGGGACUAUCCAAGUGAGAAAAUCAUGGUGGAGAUCUGGAGGUGGUGGUGAAGGAGGUGAUGAGUUUAUAAGAGGUUUGGGUGAAUGGUUGGGUUUGGUCGAGGUUUUGAAUCAACCUGUUUAUCUUGAUGGACUAGAGGAAGAUGAAGAUGACGAGGAAAAUUGA